Molecule: messenger RNA, 2073 nt
Organism: Osmerus eperlanus (European smelt)
Lineage: Eukaryota; Metazoa; Chordata; Actinopteri; Osmeriformes; Osmeridae
Gene: arsk
Product: arylsulfatase family, member K
Exons: 8
Coding region: 114-1685 (523 amino acids)
Molecular function (GO): glucuronate-2-sulfatase activity; arylsulfatase activity
Source: RefSeq, a predicted model, not a curated record
UCCCCGAGAAAACGAAUCAUUUGGAACGCUGCUACAACCAACUUUCGGGUCCAGACACAUCUCACGUUUACCAAGUUUAAAAACAAUAGAGUUAUUUGGACUGCGUUUUAGCAAUGUAUGCAUUAUGUUUAGCUUUAAUUUUUUUGGUUCAAAGAAUUGAAUGUUUUUACCUAAACCGUUCUGGCUACCCGAAACCUAACAUUGUGAUGGUGAUGUCGGAUGCUUUUGAUGGCCGACUGACUGUGGACCCUGGGAAUAGGGUGGUUCAGCUACCAUACAUAAACUUCAUGAGGGAGCUGGGUGCUACCUUCCUCAAUGCCUACACCAACUCUCCAAUCUGCUGCCCCUCCCGUGCAGCUAUGUGGAGUGGCCGUUUUGUCCACCUGACCCAGUCAUGGAAUAACUAUAAGUGCCUGGAUCCCAAUGCUACCACAUGGAUGGACGUUCUGCGGCAGAACGGUUUUCACACCCAGAUGAUGGGUAAACUGGACUACACGUCAGGAGGUCACUCAGUCAGUAAUCGUGUGGAGGCAUGGACACGGGAUGUCCCAUUCCUUCUGCGUCAGGAAGGAAGGCCAGUCACCGACCUGGUGGGAAACAUCUCCACUGACAGGGUUAUGAUUAAGGACUGGGAGACUGUAGACAAGGCCACCCAGUGGAUCCGCCACAGUGCUGCCUCUCUCUCCCAGCCCUUUGCCCUUUACGUGGGCCUCAAUCUGCCCCACCCCUACCAAACACAGUCCCUGGGACCCACUGCUGGGGGAUCCACCUUUCGCACCUCCCCUUACUGGCUUCAGAAGGUGAUGUAUGACCUUAUUUCGCUUCCAAAAUGGCUGCCCUUGUCCGUCAUGCAUCCUGUUGACUACUACUCCACCUACACUAAGAACUGCACUGGUAACUUCACAACAGAGGAAGUCAGAAGCAUACGAGCCUUCUAUUAUGCCAUGUGCGCUGAAACGGAUGCCAUGCUAGGUCAGGUGAUGUCAGCCCUUCGGGACUCAGGACUGCAGGAAAGCACUGUACUGAUGUUCACAGCCGACCAUGGGGAACUGGCCAUGGAGCACCGGCAGUUCUACAAGAUGUCCAUGCUGGAGGGCAGCUCCCACGUUCCCCUGCUGGUCAUGGGUCCAGGGGUGAAGUCUGGCCAGCAGCUCAGCCUGCCUGUAUCCCUGGUGGAUCUUUACCCCACCCUGUUAGAGAUAGCUGGCAUCCCUGCUCCAGGUGGUCUGAGUGGUCACUCCCUCGUUCCCCUGGUGACUAGGUCAGGUGGGCUGCCUGGGCCUAGCCCUCCAGGCUGGGUACUGAGUGAGUACCACGGCUGCAAUGCCAACGCCUCCACCUACAUGCUGAGGUUAGGCCGUUGGAAAUACAUGGCCUAUGCUGACGGCCUGAGUGUCCCUCCACAGCUGUUUGACCUAACUCUGGACAAGGAGGAACUUCACAACGUGGCGUCCAAGUUCCCAGAUGUGUGUCGUCAACUGGAUAAGCUUCUGCUUUCCAUAGUAGACUAUCCCAAGGUUUCUGAAUCUGUCCAUGUCUACAACAAGCAACAGUUUGCUCUCUGGCGCAAGACUCUUGGGGGAAAUUAUACGCAGGUCAUCGCUAACUUGAGGUGGCAUGCGGACUGGCAAAAGGACGUUAUAAACAAUGAGAGAGCCAUUGAUGAGUGGCUCAUGGACUCGUAGAAAUAGAUAUUCUAUGAACAUCUGGGACCAUUCCUUCUAUCAGAAUUUCAUGAGAUGUUUCUGUUUCAACAGGCUUUGACUAGCAUGUGAUAUUGAACAAGUCUCAAAAGACACUGUAGCUGGUCUCAGUGAGGGUAAAAGGAAUCCCAUUUUUUACAAUAAAAAUGAAAAAGGGACGGCAUUUAUAGAGCAAUUUUCUACCUUGGCGGCACUCAAAGCGCUUUACAUUUGUUGCCUCUCAUUCACCCAUUCACACUCACACACCGACGGUGGUGCAGCUGCCAUGCAAGACGCUAGCCUGCCCAUCAGGAGCAACAACGAAGGAGGAAGUUAUUUUUCACUGUAAAUGAAUUAUGAACCUAAUACUAAAUGAUGUUUUGCCAUGCCU